GGGUCUUCAGCCUGAACGUCCCUGCAGAGGCUCUCUUCUUCGUUGGUAACCAGCUGAUCGCCACCAGCCACACGGGGAAGGUCGGGGUUUGGAACGCUGUCACCAAACACUGGCAGAACCAGGAUGUGGUUCCCAUCAGCAGCUACGACACGGCCGGCUCCUUCCUCAUUCUGGGCUGCAACAACGGAUCAAUCUACUACAUAGAUGUUCAGAAGUUUCCACUGAGAAUGAAGGACAAUGACCUGCUGGUGACAGAGCUCUACAGAGACCCGACUGAAGACGCCAUCACUGCUCUCAGUGUCUACCUGACUCCUAAAACCAGUGACAGCGGGAACUGGAUCGAGAUUGCAUACGGGACCAGUUCUGGGACUGUUCGGGUCAUUGUUCAACAUCCAGAGACCGUUGGUUCAGGACCACAACUCUUCCAAACCUUUUCUGUCCACCGCAGCCCCGUCACCAAGAUCAUGCUGUCUGAAAAACACCUUAUCUCAGUUUGUGCCGACAACAACCACGUGAGAACGUGGACGGUGACCCGCUUCAGAGGGAUGAUCUCCACCCAGCCAGGAUCCACUCCGCUCACCUCCUUUAAGAUCCUCAGUCUGGAUGACGUCGACGGUCACGGAAACUGCAGCGCUGGGACGGAGAUCGGUCCAUAUGGGGAGAGAGACGACCAGCAGGUUUUCAUCCAGAGGGUUGUCCCAGACACAGACAAACUCUACGUCCGGCUGUCGUCCAACGGGAAGAGGGUAUGUGAGGUGCGCUCAGUGGACGGGACCUCCAUCACGGCCUUCAUGGUCCACGAGUGUGAGGGUUCCAGUCGGAUCGGGUCGCGGCCCCGGCGGUACCUGUUCAGUGGUCACAGUAACGGCAGCAUCCAGAUGUGGGACCUGACAACCGCCAUGGAGAUUGCUGGAAAGGUGGACAUCAAAGCGCUGGGCGGGCCAACAGAGGAGGAGCUUCUGGAGCUGCUGGACCAGUGCGACCUGGCGYUGACCCGAACACCUGACAGCACCCCGAGAGCGUCCACCUGCAGCCUUCACUCUCAACUCAGCGACGGGCUCCGGUCCGAGCGGCUCCACUCGGCAGGAGGGCGAGGAGCAGCCGGAGUUUUGGGUUCAUCUGCUUCACUUUCCGGUAGCCUCCCCCGACAGACUCCACCCCCAGUGACGCUUACCAAACCCGCCAGAGACCCUCCCCUCUCUGUCGGGCUGCAGAGUUUCCCUGGCCCCGCCCACAGCCAAAAUGCCAGCCCCCGUCCUCCAAGACAUCUCCUGGACCGUGACAGAGAGGCGGGGUCUGUCCGCAGGGGGAGCUUCGUAGAGCGCUGUCAGGAGCUCGCCAAGGGUUCUGAGGUCGCAGGGGCGUUUGGGUUUGGUACCCCGCCCUGGUCAGACAGCAUGAGGCGGAGCGUGGCGGUCUGUAGUGAGUUAGAUGCUCGGUUCAGCCUCAGGACCCCCACCAGCUUCACAGUGUCUCCUGGAGCUCGCCACUCACCUGGAACACCCCCGUCUCUGUCUUCAUCACCGUUACCUUCCUCUUCAUCACACCGCAGGGUGCCGCCCACUUCCCCAACAAGCCCCACCUCCACUGUAACAAGCCCCUCCCACUCCCAGACACCUGUGUCCCCCCGCCGCAGCAUCACAACGUCGCCUUCCGAUGCUUCGGCAUCACCUGAGAGCCCGGCCGGUGCAGACAGUGGUGGUGGUGCAACGCCAUCCAGCCCCAAACCACACAUGAACGAGACCAGCUUCUGAUUGGCUGAGAGAGAACUGGCCUCUGAUUGGCUGAGAGGGAACCAGACAGGCUUCAGAGUUCUGGUGAAGUGGAUAACCAUGGUUACUGCCUGUUUCCAAGUUGCCUGUGUCAAUAAAUCCAAAAUCAAUACA
This is a messenger RNA of Austrofundulus limnaeus, 1886 nucleotides long. It is a transcript of the gene shkbp1, whose product is annotated as SH3KBP1 binding protein 1. NCBI's taxonomy places the organism in Eukaryota, Metazoa, Chordata, Actinopteri, Cyprinodontiformes, Rivulidae. The record is from RefSeq and is a predicted model, not a curated record. Gene Ontology annotation, molecular function: protein binding. Gene Ontology annotation, biological process: protein homooligomerization.